Messenger RNA from Cyclopterus lumpus (lumpfish), 2685 nucleotides. RefSeq names its product ribophorin II (gene rpn2). Gene Ontology annotation, biological process: protein N-linked glycosylation. Gene Ontology annotation, cellular component: oligosaccharyltransferase complex; membrane. The transcript has 17 exons. The coding region runs from base 99 to 1994 and encodes 631 amino acids. The record is from RefSeq and is a predicted model, not a curated record. Lineage: Eukaryota; Metazoa; Chordata; Actinopteri; Perciformes; Cyclopteridae.
CGAACUACCGCCGGAUGUUAUACCGUUUGGUGACAGCUCACCCUUAAGAUACCGGAAGCAAUCGUCUCUUUUGGUGACGCUGCAUAAGACUGCAAGACAUGGAACGGUCUCGGCUGUUUGGGUUGUUCGUGCUCAGCCUGGCUCUCGCUGGAGCUCAGGCGCUCACACCGGCGCACUACCUCUCCCUGCCCGAUGUGGCCCGGCUACAGAACCUCCUGAGCCAACAAUUCACCGGUCUGGACUCCGCGUACUACUCGGUCGUUGGUCUGUCCAAGCUCGGGGCGACCAUUCCCGAUCACGAGGGAGUAUGCCAGUUUCUCAAAUCCCAGCUGGAUCCCAUGAGCAUUGACUCUCUCUUCUUCGCUGCCGAGACCAGUCAAGCCAUUUCAGGAUGUGAGAUCCCUGUGUCCAAUGAGACGCGAGACAUCCUCCUGGCGGCGGUUAGUGAGGAUUCCACCAUGACUCAGAUUCACAGGGCGGUGAGUGCACUCAGCUCUCUGGGGCUUCCCCUGGCCUCCCAGGAAGUUGUGGGGGCUUUGACCGGUCGCAUCAACAAGGAGGACAACGUCAUGGCUAUCACUUUGGCUCUGCAGACCGCAGCACGCCUGUCCCAGCAGACAGAACUGGGAGGCAUACUGGAGGAAAUUGAGGAUCUCACGGCUCGUUUGGAUGAUCUCGGUGGCAUCUACCUCCAGUUUGAGGAGGGACUCGAGGCGACUGCCUUGUUUGUGACAGCUGCUUAUUCCCUGUCCGAUCACGUGGACAUGGAGCCCCCUCUGAAGGAGGACCAAGUCAUCCAGCUGGUGAACUCCAUCUUCAGCAAGAAGUCCUGGGACUCUCUGGCCGAGGCCUUCAGCGUGGCCAGUGCCGCCGCCGCUCUCUCCAACAACCGCUUCCACGUGCCGGUCAUCGUCAGUGCUCUGGGCCCUGCCACGGUGUCUCACAGUCAGCCAACCCUGCAGCUCCUUGUCACUGAUGUCAUGUCUCAACCUCUGGCCCUGGCCAACGUGCUGGUGGAAUCUGCGUACAGCGUGGCCUCCAAGAGCGUCAUUCUAAGCCACGCUUCAUUCACACUUAAUGAUGGCGUCUUUGAACUGAACUUCAUGUCCAGCCGGCCAGCCAGCGGAUAUUACCAGUUUGCCGUUGCAGUGACUGGGGAUACCCGGCUUGUUGGCAAUCACGUUGAGCUCAAAGUAAAGGUGUCCACUGAGGUGGUCGUUAACAACAUGGACCUCUCUGUGGUGGACAAGGACCAGAGCAUCGGCACAAAGACCACGAGGGUGGACUAUCCUUCCAAAGGCAAGAGCUCCUUCACAGCAGACAGCCACCAAAACUUUGCCAUGGCCUUCCAGCUGGUCGAUGUCAACACCGGAGUGGAGCUGACCCCUCACCAGACCUUCGUCAAGCUGCACAAUCAGAAAACUGGCCAAGAGGUCGUGUUUGUGGCCGAACCCGACAGCAAGAAUCUGUACAAGUUUGAGUUGGACAUCGGCGAGCGCAAAUCAGAGUUCAACUCUAUUUCCGGCACCUACUCCCUCCACCUCAUCGUUGGGGAUGCUACUUUGGAGAAUCCCAUCUUGUGGAAUGUGGCUGACGUUGUUCUGAAGUUCGUGGAUGAAGAGGCUCCAGUGGCCAUUCAGCCCAAGACACUUUAUGUGCCCAAACCAGAGAUCCAGCACUUAUUCAGGGAACCAGAGAAGAAGCCUCCCACGGUGGUUUCUAACACCUUCACUGCACUCAUCCUGUCUCCUUUACUUCUUCUGCUCAUCCUGUGGCUUAAGCUCGGAGCCAACAUCUCCAACUUCAGCUUCACUCCCAGCACCAUUCUGUUCCACGUGGGACACGCAGCCAUGCUGGGCCUGAUGUACGUCUACUGGACUCACCUGAACAUGUUCCAGACUCUGAAGUACCUGGCGAUCAUUGGCAGUGUGACUUUCCUCGCCGGGAACCGUAUGCUGGCCCAGAUAGCCGUGAAGAGAAUUGAGAAAAAAUAAGAGGACGGCCAUUUUUAAAAAGAAGACAAGACGAAGCUCCUUUUUUUUUUUUCUUGGGUUUUUUUUUUCUUUUUUUCAAGGAGUUAUUCAACGAUGCAUCAAAUCAGACUUUUAAAUGUGGCGCGGCAGUUCAAGAAUCCAAUCGGCAGUUUGAAUGCAGUUGUUUUUUUUUUUUAAUGCAGUUUGUCUGCGUUGCCAAAGUGGAAGAAAUCGAGAAAUCACAGCGUCACCGAGAGGGAAAAAAAAAAAAAACUCCCACUGACAGAUUCUUCUACCGAGGGCUGUAAAGCUACUGAUGCACUUCGUCUUCCUGUGAGAUUUGUGUUCCUAUUGUCCAACAUGCCCGUGACCUGGGGGACUCAUUUGUGUUUUUGGGGGUUUUGAUUUGACUAUUUUAUUUUUUUACAUUCCUCUUUCUUUCUAUUUUUGCUCGAUACCCAUUUCACCACGUAAAAAAACCGUUCGUCAACUUGUUUGAGCUGACAAACAAACAAACAAACAUUGGCAUUAGCACUGAUCUGUUGAACAUUACUAACUAUGCCGGUGUGUUUUCCUCUUUGGUGCAUCACAUGUGUUGUAGGAGCGGUAGUCCCCUAUUUGAUACAGGCGUCCCCCAGAAAGAAAUGUUAAAGAAAUGUGGGCCAUGUGAUGUUUUUGUAAUGAAGAAGAGGAAAUAAAGAUGUGGAGGUGA